CAAUAAUAAAAGACUUGGACUAUGACACGUGUGGCCUUGGGCGCGAAUGAUAACAGCAAGCAACAGGAGGUUGUUUCCAUUUGCGUAAAACGCCUGCCUUCGUGCGUUCACACGUGUGCAGUAAAGAAGGAAGAAUGAGUGCCGCAAAACAUCUUAGUAAAUGUGUGUUGUUUGCUAGAAAUGGGUUGAGGCUGUCUCCACAGAUUCGUCAGUGCCAGAGGUCUCUAUCAGAUGGUGUGGAGGCAGUCUCAAAACCAACCUCUCUUUAUGAUUUCACAGAUGAGGAACAAAUGAUGAAGGAAACAGUGGCACGGCUUGCAGCUGAAAAGAUAGCACCUCUUGUCAAGAAGAUGGAUGAAGAACAUAAAAUAGACCAAAGUGUGCUGGAUGCUCUCUUCGAAAAUGGGCUAAUGGGAAUGGAAAUAGAAAGCGAAUAUGGUGGAUCAGGACUGUCCUUCUUUGCAACUAUGCUGGCAGUGGAAGAAUUGGCAAAAGUUGACCCUUCUGUGUCUGCCUUGGUUGACAUACAUAACACAUUGGUUAAUUCACUUAUAAAGAAAAUUGGCACAAAGGAGCAGAAGGAGAAGUACUUACCACGGCUGGCACAAAACACGGUUGGUAGUUUUUGUUUAUCAGAGCCACAGUCAGGUUCAGAUGCCUUCUCCCUGAAAACAGUAGCCAAGAAAGAUGGGUCAGAUUAUGUAAUAAAUGGCACAAAAAUGUGGAUAUCUAAUUCUGAUGUUGCAAAAUUCUUCAUCUUGAUGGCAAACGCGAAACCUGAAGCUGGAUACAAGGGAAUAACUUGUUUUGCUGUUGAUGGAGAUACACCUGGCUUAACAGUUGGGAAGAAAGAGAGUAAACUUGGAAUCAGAGCAUCUGGAACUUGUAUGGUACAUUUUGACAAUGUUAGAGUGCCAGAGAGCAAUAUCUUAGGAGAAUUUGGUCAUGGGUACAAAUAUGCUGCUGGUUUCUUGAAUGAGGGGCGAAUUGGUAUAGGUGCUCAAAUGGUUGGCUUAGCUCAAGGUUGCUUUGAUGCCACCCUUCCAUAUACAUUGGAAAGGAAACAAUUUGGCCAGAAAAUAUACUCUUUCCAGGGCAUGCAACAUCAGAUUGCCCAAGUUGCUACUCAGAUUGAAUGUGCACGAUUGUUAGUAUACAAUGCUGCAAGGCUACAAGAAGCAGGAAAGCCUUUCAUCAAGCAAGCAUCAAUGGCUAAACUGUUUGCAUCUGAAGUAGCAACAUACACUGCAGUGAAAUGCAUCGACUGGAUGGGUGGUGUAGGUUUCACCACAGACUUUCCCCAGGAAAAGUACUUUAGAGACAGCAAAAUUGGCAGUAUUUAUGAAGGCACAAGCAAUAUGCAGUUAAAUACAAUUGCUAAAUUAAUUGAGAAAGAGUAUUCAUAAAUUUCUGAACUGUAUCAAUUAAUCUUGUACAAAUAUUUUGUAUAUUUUUUAUACUGCUGAAUGAAUGAAGGGUGCCAGAAUUAUUAAGACUGAAAGAUGAUUUAUAUUUUUGUACAACUGCUUUAUUACUAAAGUAAUAAAUUUACAAUUCUUGGUUUAACUCA
Molecule: messenger RNA, 1570 nt
Organism: Schistocerca gregaria
Lineage: Eukaryota; Metazoa; Arthropoda; Insecta; Orthoptera; Acrididae
Product: short/branched chain specific acyl-CoA dehydrogenase, mitochondrial
Exons: 9
Coding region: 135-1406 (423 amino acids)
Cellular component (GO): mitochondrion
Molecular function (GO): flavin adenine dinucleotide binding; acyl-CoA dehydrogenase activity
Source: RefSeq, a predicted model, not a curated record